Molecule: messenger RNA, 2223 nt
Organism: Endocarpon pusillum Z07020
Lineage: Eukaryota; Fungi; Ascomycota; Eurotiomycetes; Verrucariales; Verrucariaceae
Exons: 2
Coding region: 1-2223 (740 amino acids)
Cellular component (GO): plasma membrane
Molecular function (GO): calcium-activated cation channel activity
Source: RefSeq, a predicted model, not a curated record
AUGUUCGGGUGGAUACCAGUUCUUUACCGCAUCACGAAUGAAGAAACGCUUGCCUCUGCAGGGCUUGACGCAUACGCCUUUCUCAGCUUCUUUUCCUUCGCCUCGAAAUUCCUCUCCAUUACGCUAUUCUUUGCGCUCGUGGUAAUCUAUCCCAUCAACCGGAAUUUCCUGAACAGUGAUGGCUUUGGAAGAUAUCCGCACAGAAAUGAAACGUACCCGAAUGGCACACACGGGCAGGUCAAGAUCUUUAAAGAGGAUUUGGGAAUGUACCCAGAGCUACCGGAAGGAUUUCCGUGGGUGUAUGUGACUUUCGUCUAUCUCUUCUCCGCUCUGGCCAUCUAUCUGCUCGUCAAGGAAACACAGAAGGUUAUUCAUGUUCGUCAAGGCUACCUCGGUUCGCAGUCGACCGUCACCGACCGAACAUUGCGACUCUCCGGUAUCCCCGUAGAACUACGCUCAGAGGAGAAGAUCAAACAAUUCAUUGAGGAUCUUCAGAUUGGGAAAGUAGACAGCGUAAUGAUUUGCCGAAAUUGGAAGGAGUUGGAUAACCUAAUCACUCAACGUAUGACAUGCUUGCGACGGCUUGAAGAAGCUUGGACAGUUCAUCUGGGCUACCGACGUGUCGAAAGAAACAUCGCAACCUUGCCUAUGGUUCAGCCUCCACCUCCGGGUCCAGCCGCCAAUGGGAAUGACGAAGAACAAGUCGGGUUGCUGUCCGGGUCCGAGUUUGAACAUGCCCACGUGGCUCCCUACAAACGUGACAGACCCCAAACCAAGAUCAGAUAUGGGCCUUUCAAAAUACAGAGCAGAAAAAUUGAUGCAAUUGACUACUAUGAGGAGAAGCUGCAGAAGCUUGACAAGACCAUUGAAGAAGCCCGGAAGAAAGAAUAUCCAGCUACGCCUUUGGCCUUUGUGACCAUGGAAUCGACGGCUGCUUGUCAAAUGGCAGUUCAAGCAAGCUUAGACCCGAAUCCUGGCCAGCUUCUGGCAAGUUUGGCUCCUCCACCAGCGGAUGUGGUAUGGCAAAACACAUACCUCUCCCGAUAUAGCCGAAUGUUCCGGGCCUGGAUUAUCAUGGCUAUCGUUGGAGUGUUGACCGUUUUCUGGAUCUUCAUCAUUGUCCCAUUCGCAGGGCUACUGGAGCUCGAGACUAUUCGAAGCUACUUUCCAGCAUUGGCAAACGUGCUAGAAGAACAUAAAGUGUUGAAGACUCUGGUUUCCACCUCCCUACCAACAUUGGUCUUGUCGCUCCUCAGCAUCACCGUUCCAUACCUGUAUGAUUGGCUCUCCAGCAUGCAAGGCAUGACCUCUGCCGGCGACGUCGAAUUGUCUCUUAUCUCGAAGAACUUCCUUUUCACCUUCUUCAACCUCUUCAUUAUCUUCACCGUUUUUGGCACCGCAGCUACCUUCAGUAAAUUCCAAGACAAUCUUCGGGACCUCCUGAGGGAUACAAGCACGUUGGCUUAUACCAUUGCCAACUCCCUUGAGGGUCUGACACUCUUCUAUGUCGAUUUGAUCAUCCUCCAAGGUAUUGGUCUUUUCCCAUUUCGCCUGUUAGAAUUUGGGGCAGUUGCCAUGUAUCCGGUAUGGCUCAUUGGGGCGAAAACACCUCGAGACUACGCAGAGCUGGUCCAGCCUCCAGUCUUCAACUACGGAUAUUUUGUGCCUCAAACUAUCCUUGUAUUCAUCAUAUGUACUGUUUACAGUGUUCUCGAUGGAUCCUGGCUCGUGCUUGUAUCAGGGCUCUUGUUCUUCCUGAUCGGACAUUUUGUAUACAAAUACCAGCUUCUUUACGCCAUGGAUCAUCGGCAGCAUUCUACCGGUCGUGCCUGGCCAAUGAUAUGUAAUAGAGUCUUCGUUGGCCUAGCUCUGUUUCAGAUUGCGAUGAGUGGAUGGCUGGCAUUGAGGCAAGCAUUCAUCUGCGCCGUGGUCAUUGCGCCCUUAUUUGUGGGAACUAUCUGGUACAUCAUCUACUUCCAAAGGACUUUCGACCCUUUGAUGAAGUUCAUUGCUCUAAGGAGCAUUGGGCGGGAUGAUCUGAUCAGUCUUCCCACACCACCAGAGACACGGUGGGAUAGAGACACGGACUGGGGUCGUACUGUUGACACUGACCCAGAGACUGGCCUGCGGUAUAUAAAUCCAAGCUUGGUGCAACCACUCGAGAAAAUAUGGAUCAACAAUCCCACCGCAAACGGCGGUGGUGCUGGACAGCAUUCAGAUUGA